Messenger RNA from Hevea brasiliensis (rubber tree), 3027 nucleotides. RefSeq names its product casein kinase 1-like protein HD16. The record is from RefSeq and is a predicted model, not a curated record. Gene Ontology annotation, molecular function: ATP binding; protein serine/threonine kinase activity. Gene Ontology annotation, biological process: endocytosis; signal transduction; peptidyl-serine phosphorylation. The transcript is spliced from 16 exons. Gene Ontology annotation, cellular component: nucleus; cytoplasm. The coding region runs from base 1224 to 2663 and encodes 479 amino acids. NCBI's taxonomy places the organism in Eukaryota, Viridiplantae, Streptophyta, Magnoliopsida, Malpighiales, Euphorbiaceae.
UGGAUAAAUUUCAGAGGGAGAAAUGGGAAAAAAAAUCACAACUUUGUCCUAAAAACUUUCGAGUGUGAGAAAACAAAGACAGGCACAUCCAGACGCUCACCUCCACCACCACCACCACCAACACCAAAGAACUCCUCCGCCAACCACCAGCUCCUCCACCUCCCCUAUCAUUUUAAAACACACACAUUGCAAAAUCUACUGCGUACCAAACACUUAGCAUAGAUUCUACCUACCUAUCCUUCCAUUUGUCUUAAUCGUGAGAGUUUCUGUUUACAAAACGACUUCUCUUUUUGGAUAAAACUACCCCUUUUCACUCUCUAACAAGGAGGCGAUCUAUAUACCACCGAUCAACUCUCUCUCAGUUGCGAUCGUUCUCGUUUUGUUGAUAUCGAGGAUCGAUCUGAGAUUUGAAAGGAUAUUAGGGGAAUUAAGUGGAAUGUAAUUUGCAUGGGUUGAGGAUGCCAGAAUUGAGAAGUGGAGCCCGGAGAUCGAAGCGUCUUGAUGAUCUUCAGACUCUUCAACAACCGAUCAACCCAGCAGAGAAUUGGAUCCAACCUGCUCAAAACAAGACCAGAAGAAGAGUUGGUGGUAGAGGAAGAGGUGGCAAUGCCACAGGUGUAGCAAAAGGCGCUUUGCCGGCAAUACCCACGAGGCUGACUGCUGCUGGUAGAGGCCGGGGCAUUAGGUUGAUAGAUUUAGACCCAGAACCUUGUGAGGUUGAAGCUGCAGCUUUAGGAGCUGCUGAACCAGGUUAUAAUCGAGUUGAGGUAGUGGCAGACAAAGAUAUUGCGAUGGAUGGUGGGAGUGCAGAGAAGGCAAUGGGAGUUGAAGAAGAAGGAAACACGACUCCAGUUCCAGAGAGGGUGCAAGUGGGUAAUUCUCCUAUGUAUAAAAUAGAAAGGAAGUUGGGUAAGGGUGGUUUUGGCCAAGUUUAUGUUGGCAGAAGGGUAAGUGGUGGUACUGACAGAACUGGACCAGAUGCGAUUGAGGUAUGACUGAAGAUUUCAUUUCUGUAUCUGUGUGUUUUAAUGCUGUAAUCACUUGUAAUCUGGUGCAUUGAGUUCCUUUCCUUACAGGUCGCUUUGAAGUUUGAGCACCGAAAUAGCAAAGGUUGCAAUUAUGGCCCUCCUUAUGAGUGGCAAGUGUAUAAUACUCUAAAUGGAUGUUAUGGAAUUCCUUGGGUGCAUUACAAGGGUCGUCAAGGAGAUUUCUACAUUUUGGUCAUGGACAUGCUUGGACCCAGUCUUUGGGAUGUUUGGAAUUCCCUGGGCCAAUCGAUGUCACCAAGUAUGGUGGCCUGCAUUGCUGUGGAGGCAAUAUCAAUUCUUGAAAAGCUUCAUAUGAAGGGGUUUGUGCAUGGAGACGUGAAACCAGAAAAUUUUUUGCUUGGUCAACCUGGAAGUGCUGAUGAAAAAAAGCUAUAUCUUAUUGAUCUUGGUUUGGCAUCUAGAUGGAAAGAUGCAUCAUCUGGUCAACAUGUUGACUAUGAUCAGAGGCCUGAUGUAUUCAGGGGAACAAUAAGGUAUGCUAGUGUACAUGCGCAUUUAGGCCGAACUGGAAGUCGGAGGGAUGAUCUCGAGUCAUUGGCUUACACAUUGAUAUUUCUUAUAAAAGGAAGAUUACCCUGGCAGGGGUAUCAGGGGGAUAAUAAGAGUUUUCUUGUUUGUAAGAAAAAGAUGGCCACUUCUCCAGAGUUGAUGUGUUGUUUUUGUCCUGCCCCAUUCAAACAAUUCCUUGAAGCGGUUACAAAUAUGAAGUUUGAUGAGGAGCCCAACUAUUCGAAGCUAAUAUCUUUUUUUGAAAGCCUUAUUGAACCUUGCACACCAUUAAGACCAAUUAGAAUUGAUGGAGCUCUUAAGGUUGGACAAAAGCGUGGAAGAUUGCUUAUAAACUUGGAAGAGGAUGAGCAACCAAAGAAGAAAGUACGAUUAGGCAGUCCUGCUACACAGUGGAUUUCUGUUUACAAUGCUCGUCGACCAAUGAAGCAGAGAUAUCAUUAUAAUGUGGCAGAUGCAAGGCUGCGCCAGCAUGUGGACAAAGGGAAUGAAGAUGGGUUAUAUAUCAGUUGUGUGGCCUCUUCAGCUAAUCUCUGGGCCCUAAUCAUGGAUGCUGGAACUGGUUUCACUACGCAGGUUUAUGAACUGUCAGCUGUCUUCCUGCACAAGGAUUGGAUUAUGGAACAGUGGGAAAAGAAUUUCUAUAUUAGUUCAAUAGCUGGUGCAAGCAAUGGAAGUUCAUUAGUUGUUAUGUCCAAAGGAACUCCUUACACCCAGCAGUCAUACAAAGUGAGUGAAUCUUUUCCUUUCAAGUGGAUAAAUAAGAAGUGGAAAGAAGGCUUUCAUGUCACAUCCAUGACAACUGCUGGCAGUCGCUGGGGUGUGGUGAUGUCCAGGAAUGCUGGAUAUUCAGAUCAGGUUGUGGAGCUUGAUUUUUUGUACCCGAGUGAAGGAAUACAUCGGCGAUGGGAAAAUGGUUACAGGAUCACAUCUAUGGCUGCCACUGCUGAUCAGGCCGCCUUCAUAUUAAGCAUACCAAAACGGAAAAUGGUGGAUGAAACUCAGGAAACACUUCGUACCUCUGCCUUCCCAAGCACCCAUGUAAAGGAAAAAUGGUCCAAAAACCUCUACAUUGCAUCAAUCUGUUAUGGACGAACUGUCUGCUAAUUUCUGGUGUAAAUGUGGGUGGAGCAUCCCCAAAAAAACUUCAUAGUUUCAAAAUUUGAAAGCUGAGAGGGUAUUUUGAGACCUAACAUGGAAUUGGUUGGCUGGCUUUCUCCUGCAAGUUAAGGUAAACUCAAGCUUCUCAUAUAGGAUCUCCGCAUAUAUUGAUUGUACAAGGGAAAAGAAAAAGGGAUAGAGAAAAGAGAGCUGGUGCCCUGAGCCACAAUCUGAGCUGGUGGGCAAUAGCUUGUUAAAACAUUUAUAUGUAUUAGUACCUGGCUAUUGCAGUCGAGUUGUGCUUCAUUACUGUCAUUAUGCUUUGGCCUUUUGAGUUGUCAUAAAUGGAAGACAAGUAUAUUGCCAUGUA